AUGGCAGCAAGUUUAUUUAACUCCGUCUUGAGAACGCAACAAGAUCCUGUUUACGUAUCGCUUAAUGAAAAUGACUAUCGUGAUGUAAUUGAUAAGAUAUCCGACCAUGAAAAUAUUCAAUGUCCAAAAUUUUCGCUGAAAGAUCAAAACAUCAAUCUGCAAACAUGCAACGAAAAUCAAGAAAUCGAACUCGAUGACGACCAGAAAAAUGCAUGCACUCGCCAAGAUGGCCUCGGACUUGCAAAUCAUCAGAACGAUGUCGCUGCUUCACGAGGUAUAAGAGCAAUGGCAGAUCGCAUCCAACUUCCCGAAAAUACAAUAGUCAGAGCUAACGACCUGUUCACGACACUACACGAAAAUCAAACGCUCAAACGCUCGAUUUCAAACAAGUAUGAAAGUCAUGCAAUUGCAUCGACUUGUUUGUACAUCGCUUGUAGACAAGAAAGAGUUCCUCGUACGUACAGGUAA
Molecule: messenger RNA, 468 nt
Organism: Trichogramma pretiosum
Lineage: Eukaryota; Metazoa; Arthropoda; Insecta; Hymenoptera; Trichogrammatidae
Product: transcription initiation factor IIB-like
Exons: 3
Coding region: 1-468 (155 amino acids)
Biological process (GO): transcription initiation at RNA polymerase II promoter; transcription preinitiation complex assembly
Cellular component (GO): nucleus; transcription preinitiation complex
Molecular function (GO): RNA polymerase II general transcription initiation factor activity; TBP-class protein binding
Source: RefSeq, a predicted model, not a curated record